CUCCAUCGCGAUAUCCGCUUUAGCCAUCUUCUCAACCGCUACAUGAAGACGAACAUACUCAAAUCAACAAGCAGAAAUAUGAGCCACUUUCAUGUGGUUGGUCCAAAAAAAAAAAGGGGGAACUGUGGUGUGAGAGCUGAUGAUGAGCUGCAUUUCUCAAAGAAACUUCUGCUAUCUGAGCAGAACUUCAUCAAGACUUCACACACUUUAUUCUCCAAAAGACAAAUGCGGUACACGUUUAAGCCGGAUGACUGCAUGGUCAUCAGCAUUCCCCUGGGAAGCGUCAGGGACAUGAGAGAGGGCCAGCUGAUGCCCGAGAAAUUCACCUGCGUCUUCAAAGACACUUACAAGGUUUUUCUGAAAGGACGACCAAAGGAACUCGGGGCGGCUCAGCUCAGCAUCGGUGCGUUUGUCAUUUGCAUCGGCGUCCUCAUUGCUCUUUAUUAUGGUUUUGCUCAUUUAGUGUACACCCUACCUAGUGCCCUGUUCAUUGCUACUGGCAUUCUGACAUUUGCAGCUGGGAAGUCUCCGUUCAUGCCUGUGAUGAAACUGUCCUUCGCAUUCAACAUUAUCAGCCUUUUCUGGUCCAUCGCAGCUCUAGUUCUCUGCUCGCUGACAAGCGAGGGUUUCUACAGGAGCACAGAUGACAUUUCAAAGAACCAUAUGUUUGUAGGGCUGAGGGUGGUGAUCGGCGUGCUGUGUGGGUUAGAGUUGAUUCUGGCUCUGGUUUUGAUCUUCUGGGAGAGUAAAGCUGUAUGCAGAUCUCACUUUAACACACUGCCCAUGAUCACUAUCAAGCAAGGCGUUUGAUUGGACAGUGAGAUCGAAACACUCUGAGGCGUGGAUUUGUGUUUAAGUGCAUCUGUGUAUAUAGUUCCCCUUUUGCCUGUUGCUCAACUUUGCACAUUUGAUUCGCAGUGAGCGUGUGGAUAGAGCAAACGCUUAUAUUGAAUGCAAUGUAAAUCGCUUUUGCCAAAUGCAUUCAUGUAAAUGGUGAAUUUUCUAUUUGCUCACUAUUAAAGUACUCUUUUUAAAAUU
Molecule: messenger RNA, 1038 nt
Organism: Pimephales promelas (fathead minnow)
Lineage: Eukaryota; Metazoa; Chordata; Actinopteri; Cypriniformes; Leuciscidae
Cellular component (GO): membrane
Source: RefSeq, a predicted model, not a curated record